AUGCCGAGGUCGGGCGGGAGGACGUGGGUUGGGUUCGCCCUCUGGAUUAUCUGCGCCAGCUGUCUCUGCCUCACUGCAAACGCGCAGUUCAGGAUCCCCCCCGAAACGGUUCAACAGUGGGCCAAUACCUUUGCUGGGGAAAUAUACUCCAUAGUGACCAAAUACUCUGGAUCCGAUUUGCUGCAAAAGAAAUUCAAAGACGUGGAGCCGAUCAUCAGGAUCGAUGAAGUAGACGGCUCAGCGCUGGUGCAGAAGUUUGCCAAAGAGAUGGAGCAGAUGCUGGGGCGGAAGAUGAAGUCGGUGAAGCGACUGGCAGAAGCCGCAGAGGAUGCAGACUUGUACCACACCUUCAACGAAACUUUAGAGUUUGACUACUACAACUCAGUGAUGGUAAACACGAUGGACGAGGACGGGGAGUACGCUGAGCUGGGCGGCGAGUUCGUCCUGGAAGAAAAUGAGCACUUCAGCAAACUGUCUGUCAACACCUCGCUGAGUGACAUCCAGGUUCCCACUAACGUCUACAACAAAGACCCUGACAUACUCAAUGGCGUCUACAUGUCGGAGGCUCUGAACACCGUUUUCAUCUCCAACUUCAAGAGGGACCCCACGCUCACCUGGCAGUACUUUGGCAGCUCCACUGGCUUCUUCAGGCUCUACCCAGGCAUCAAGUGGACUCCAGACGAGAAUGGCGUCAUUACCUUUGACUGCAGGAACCGAAACUGGUACAUCCAGGCCGCCACGUCUCCCAAGGACAUCGUCAUCGUGGUGGAUGUCAGCGGCAGCAUGAAGGGCCUGAGACUCACCAUCGCCAAGCACACCAUCAGAACCAUCCUGGACACACUGGGAGAGAACGACUUUGUCAACAUCAUUGCCUACAAUGACUACGUGCACUAUGUGGAGCCCUGCUUCGAAGGCUCUCUGGUCCAGGCGGAUCUGGACAAUCGUGAGCACUUUAAGCUGCUGGUGGAGGAGCUGCAUGCCAAGGGGCAGGGGAAAGUGAAGAAGGCCAUGAAGGAGUCCUUCCGAAUCCUCAACGAGGCAACCGCCCAGGGUAAAGGCAGCCUGUGCAACCAGGCCAUCAUGCUCAUCACGGACGGGGCGAUGGAGGACUUCCAGCAGGUCUUCGAGGACUACAACUGGCCUGAGCGAAAGGUUCGCGUGUUCACUUAUCUCAUCGGCCGAGAGGUGACCUUCGCAGACAAUGUGAAGUGGAUCGCCUGCAACAACAAAGGGUACUACACUCACAUUUCCACGCUGGCCGACGUGCAGGAAAACGUCAUGGAGUACCUGCAUGUCCUGAGCCGGCCGAUGGUCAUCAACCACGACCACGACAUCAUCUGGACCGAGGCGUACAUGGACAGUGUGCUGUUCAACACCCAGGCCCAGAGCCUGCUUCUCAUGACCACGGUCGCCAUGCCGGUCUUCAGUAAGAAGAACGAAACACGCUCCCAUGGCAUACUCCUGGGUGUGGUGGGGUCUGACGUUCCUCUGCGGGAGCUGAUGAAACUGGCCCCCCGAUACAAGCUCGGAGUUCAUGGCUACGCCUUCCUCAACACCAACAACGGCUACAUCCUCUCUCACCCUGACCUCCGACCUCUGUACAAAGAAGGAAAGAAACUCAGGCCCAAACCCAACUACAACAGUGUGGACCUGUCUGAGGUGGAGUGGGAGGACACAGAGGAGACUCUCAGAACAGCAAUGGUGAAAGGCGAAACAGGCACAUUCUCCAUGGACGUGAGGGCCUCAGUGGAGAAAGGGAAAAGAGUUGUGUUCCUGACAAAUGAUUACUUCUACACGACUAUCAAAGACACUCCUUUCAGUCUGGGCCUGGUGCUGACCCAGGGCCAUGGAGAGUACAUUUUCACUGGCAAUGUUUCCAUUGAAGAAGGGCUUCAUGACCUCAUGCAACCUGACCUGACUCUUGCUGACGAGUGGACGUACUGCGAGACGGACAUUGAUCCACAGCACCGCAAGUUCACCCAGCUGAUGGCGGUUAUUCGCUACCUGAAAGGGGAGGAGUUGGAGAUGGACUGUAAUGAGGAGCUGUUGCAGACGGUCCUCUUCGACGCCGUGGUAACCGCUCCCAUGGAAGCCUACUGGACGGCUUUAACGCUCGACGAAGCCGGGAUCGAGGACGGGGUCGAGGCGGCCUAUUUGGGAACGCGGGCUGGCCUCAUGCGGAUGACCACAUACGCCGGAGUGGAGAAACGCGUGGUGACGAAGUUCCUAUCCCCGGCCGACACGGAAAACCUGUUCACCAUGGACCACUUCCCCCUGUGGUAUCGGCGAGCGGCGGAGCACCCGCCCGGCAGCUUCCUGUACUACAUCCCCAACCCCGAGAGCCGAGAUGGCAAGGGAGUCGUCGCCACCACGGCCGUGACGGUGACCAUAGAUGAGAAGAUGGCCAUUGCUGCAGCCAUAGGGGUGCAAAUGACCCUGGAGCUGCUGGAGACCAAGUUUUGGGCGAUCGCCAAACAGCCUAACGACACAGACUGCAGCCGCGUAGAUGGUGCCUGUCCUCUGGACUGUGAGGGCAUGCUCAUAAACUGCUACAUCGUUGACAGCAAUGCCUUCAUCCUGAUCACCAAGGACAAGAGAGAUGUGGGGAAGUUCCUGGGCGAGCUGGAGGGAGCCGUGAUGACGCGUCUGCUCUCGAUGGGCAUGUUCAGAAGGAUAUCGCUGUACGAUUACCAGGCCAUGUGCAAGAACCCCAACUAUCACGCCAAUAGUGCUCGGCCCCUCCUCAGCCCCUUCUAUGGCCUGGCGUCCGUUCUAAAAUGGCUCCUGUCUCAGUUCCUGCUCUUUUUGCUGGAGUUUAAUGUGUGUGGGCUGUGGCACUCUGACCACCUUGCAGAUGCAAAGGCUGUCUUCCAUUCAACUCACAAGCACAAGAAGGUGGAGAUCAUGCAGCCCUGUGACACGGAGUACCCCAGCUUCGUGCACGACCCCUCCAUCAAGGAGACCAACAGCUACAUCCAGUGCGCCCGCUGCCAGAAAAUGUUUGUGCUGCAGCAGAUCGCCAACAGCAACCUGAUAAUGGUGGUGAUCCAGUCCGACUGUGACUGCACCCGGAAGUACGCUCCCAUCACCCUGGAGCCAAAGGAGGUCAAAUAUAUCGCCUCGGUGAAGUGUGACAGGAUGCGGUCGCAGAAGAUCCGCCGGAGACCCGCCUCCUGCCACGCCUUCCACCCCGAGGAAAAUGCCAAAGAUUGCGGAGGAGCUUCGGAUAUUUCCCUGUCCGUGACUCUAUUCCUGGCCUCCCUGGCCACUUCCGCGUUGGUCCUGCGGUGACGGACAGGCCCAGGCUCCGCCUCCCCGGAGUCACUGGACUCGCGGUGCCCGAAACGUCCUGCACCGGGCAUGCGGGCUGCCGAAAUGUUCCUGUAAUCUGUAGCUUUUGAGCCGAGAAGAAUGCCCACCAGCACCUGUGACUCCUGAGGGAAGAUGCACCAGCAACACUCUGGGAAGGGACUGUGCUUGGGUCUACACCAGAGUGCAAAAACAAAAGGGCUUUUCAACAGUGUCUUAAAAUGCCAUUUUCCCUCUCUCUCAUUCUCAAAGUCGCUCAGAGGAAAAAUCGGACAUGUGUUUAAACAAUGGACGAGACACCUGCAAGUAUAAACGCUGACCGUUGUGGAGAAGAAAAAUCGCAUAUCAGUCAGUCGGCGUUGCAUAAAUAGGUAUCCAAUUCAUGCAUGUGUGUUGGAAGCAUUAGCCAUAGGCAUGUGACUUUUUCAAGACAUGUUCUGCAGAAGCGCUGGAGCCGAGAGAGCUGGAAUAUGUCUUCGUCUCCAAUCGGCUGCAGGGAUCCUGCCCUCUGCUGGACAUUGCGUCUCAGUGCAGCGCCAAUGUCCGACGAUGUCAGAGCAUUGGAACGGAGACCCACACUGAGCAAGAUCUGAAUCUCAAGAAGAUUUAAAAAUAUUUAUUCUAUGCACAGGUCACACACACACACACACACACACACACACACACACACACACUCAAGAACACAUGAGAGGUGUAUUUGUAUAUCUGCAUGUUUGUCAGUAAUAUAAGAAUAGGAAGUCCUGCUGUUGGUUUGUGAGCAGAUUGCAGGCUCCAUGCACACAACAGCUGCACACGAGAUUGUUGACACACCUUCAGCCUUAGAGUGGAGAAGGUCGGGAGAACAGGGUUUGAUCUCAUGCAAAAGCCCCGAAAAAGGUGCUCCUCGCUGUCUGCAGUUUUCAAUGGUUAUGCAAUGGUUUGUUUAAUUUAAUUUUGUAGGCAGACGUACAUUAUUCAUUCAUAGGGGUUAAAGGUGUCCAUAUGUAUGAGGUCUGGGCUUAGAGAAAUGCUCAGAAUGAAUUAGCUAAAUCCAUAGACCCUCGGGUUUGUUUUAGGGCAUGGGGUAAAUAGAACAUAGUCGGCCUCCGGCAAUGUUUGUCACUUUCAAAAGGGGUCGUUUUAGGGAAGAAGACAGUAUUGGAAUGUGCUCCUCUGAUUAUAAGCACUGUAAUCAAAAUGGUGGAGAGGUACUCUGCACAGCAAAUGACAAAGACAUGAACUGUGUAAAAAUUUGAGCAAAUAUUAUAUCACAUACUAUUCUAGAAGUCCAAUAAAUAAAGGCCUCAGCAACACUCAGCACCACACUGCACACAAUGCCACACCAAGUCCCACGUAGUAAUGUAGAGACAGACGGCUCCUUUUGUUUCACCAGAUACAGCUGAGACGCUAGACCAUUCCUCUUUCCGUCUUUAGCUCACUUUAGCCAUGUGUAUGCGUACAGACGUGUGUUGCAGUUCUGUGCUCUGUCAGUAGGUGUGAAAGCGAAGGACGUGAUGGGUUUGAGCUACAUUAGA
This is a messenger RNA of Conger conger (European conger), 4823 nucleotides long. It is a transcript of the gene cacna2d4a, whose product is annotated as calcium channel, voltage-dependent, alpha 2/delta subunit 4a. The record is from RefSeq and is a predicted model, not a curated record. Bases 1 to 3291 code for a protein of 1096 amino acids. Gene Ontology annotation, cellular component: voltage-gated calcium channel complex. NCBI's taxonomy places the organism in Eukaryota, Metazoa, Chordata, Actinopteri, Anguilliformes, Congridae. The transcript has 39 exons. Gene Ontology annotation, molecular function: voltage-gated calcium channel activity.